AUGGGACACUAUGCCAGUCAGUGUCCUACUAAGAAGACAGCUGGAGGAGUAACACCGCAGCAAAAAACCCCAGAAGGCGUUAGUCGAUCGACCCCGAGCUGCGAGAAGAGUGUUUUUGUUCAGUUCGAUUCAAGUGCUACUCACUCAUUCAUCUCCCAAGAGUGUGUGAGUAGGCUUGGACUAGUAGCUCGGCACAUGUUCAAGGUGAACCUCAUUUACUUGCCAUUGGAGGGAUUGGACGUGAUACUCGGGAUGGACUGGCUGUCGGACAAUCGCGUCAUGAUUGAUUGCGGACGACGCAAUGUGGUAUUUCCUGAGAAUGAUGGGCUACCUUUAAUCUCCACCCGUGAGGUAGUACAGGAGGCAACUGGUGGAUCUUUUUGUUAUGUGAUAAUGGUGCAGCCGGAGAAGAGAAGUGCAGUUGAUCUGGUUAGAAGCAUACCGGUAGUGGGAGAAUACGUCGAUGUGUUUCUAGAUGAGGUGCCUGGAUUACCACCCAGCAGGGAUGUAGAUUUCGCUAUAGAUCUCGUCCCUGGAGCUGGGCCAGUAUCAAUGGCUCCAUAUAGAAUGGCCCCGGCAGAGUUGGCCGAAUUGUAG
This is a messenger RNA of Vigna unguiculata (cowpea), 597 nucleotides long. RefSeq lists its product as uncharacterized. NCBI's taxonomy places the organism in Eukaryota, Viridiplantae, Streptophyta, Magnoliopsida, Fabales, Fabaceae. The record is from RefSeq and is a predicted model, not a curated record.